This is a messenger RNA of Acanthoscelides obtectus, 1209 nucleotides long. NCBI's taxonomy places the organism in Eukaryota, Metazoa, Arthropoda, Insecta, Coleoptera, Chrysomelidae. The record is from the annotation of a GenBank genome assembly.
GUUUUUUUUGACGUUUUAUAGGUUUUUUACAUGAUACCCAUGCCGAUAUAAUUGCCAAUAAGUUGAUGUUAGGGAUCAUUGCAAGUGGUCGUAGCACAGUGAUCAAUACUGGUAGAUUUAGCGCGUAUCUUGUUGAACUUCCAGUUUCCUAUCACCAAUCGAACCUCUUAUUUCCAGCGGAAUGGCAGUGACCUUCCCUUAUAUUCGAACAUCACAGAAGGUGUGAAUCUCAUAGGAAAUGUUAUCGAAGGGAAUGCUGAUUCUCCAAAUCAACCAUUCUACGGUUCGCUCGUGUACCAGUCUCGGCAUCUGUUGGGGUACCAGAUACGAGCGUUCAUGGAUGGACCUACUGUCCCAUGCGCUAUUGAACAGUUGGAGUCUUCGCUAAGAGACAGAAUGUUCUGGAGGUUCAUCAAGAAAAUUGUUGACCUUUACCAGAGGUAUCUAUACCAUCUACCUCCUUAUACUCUGGAGGAACUGGUGGUUCCAGGGGUGGAAAUUGAAGGAAUUAACAUCGAAGCACUGACCAGGAAUAUCGAGUUUUUCAAAAUAGACUUAGUCAACGCUGUGAAUCACACUGAGAAUGAGACGUUUGGUGAUUUCCAAGUACACCUAAAUCAGAUGCGACCUAGAACCGACAACUUUACGUAUAGCAUUUACGUUCAGUCAGAAGCUAGCAAAAAAAUGUGCUUUAAGGUCUUCAUUGGACCAUCAUGCAACCCUAGACAAGUACCUGUAAGGUUGUCUCAGCAUCGACUACAUAUGUUUCAUCUAGACAGGUUCACAUACCAUCUACAAGAAGGGAAUAACACUAUAGUAAGGAACAUCACCGACUCUCCUUACUUCACAUCAGAUGAUAGAAUGUUCAGUGACACAUAUCGGGAUAUACUCAGUGCAAAAGCUGGCAAUACUACUUAUAAGAUGGAGACGUUUGAUUUGAACAGCACCUAUGCCUGGCCUCUAAGGUUUGCUCUACCAUUGGGCACCCCCGAUGGUUUUCCAUACAGAUUCUUCGUGGUAGCUUUCCAGGAAAAUGUUGAUGAGGAAGAACCCCGUUCAUUGUUGUAUCCUUUCGAUAGGCAGAUAAAAAACGAGAAAAUGUUUUUCAAGGUGCCAAAUUUUUAUUCACAUGUUGCUCCAGUAUAUUAUAAGGGAUAUUAGGCAGAUAAUUUGUGACACUGGAGUAUAAGUAAAUUUGUUUCAAAAUCA